This is a messenger RNA of Ochotona princeps (American pika), 3899 nucleotides long. It is a transcript of the gene NRAS, whose product is annotated as NRAS proto-oncogene, GTPase. Bases 155 to 724 code for a protein of 189 amino acids. Gene Ontology annotation, cellular component: plasma membrane. NCBI's taxonomy places the organism in Eukaryota, Metazoa, Chordata, Mammalia, Lagomorpha, Ochotonidae. The transcript is spliced from 8 exons. The record is from RefSeq and is a predicted model, not a curated record. Gene Ontology annotation, biological process: Ras protein signal transduction. Gene Ontology annotation, molecular function: GDP binding; GTPase activity; GTP binding.
CGCCGGCUGAUUACGUACCGGGCGGGGCCGGAAGUGCCGCUCCCUGGUGGGGGCUGUUCAUGGCGGUUCCGGGGUCUCCAACAUUUUUCCCGGUUGUAGUCCUGAAUCCGUUCGGAGUGGAGGCAACGGAGCUUGAGGUUCUUGCUGGUGUGAAAUGACCGAGUACAAACUGGUGGUGGUUGGAGCAGGUGGUGUUGGGAAAAGCGCACUGACAAUCCAGCUAAUCCAGAACCACUUUGUGGAUGAAUAUGAUCCUACCAUAGAGGAUUCUUACCGAAAGCAGGUGGUUAUAGAUGGCGAAACCUGUCUGCUGGACAUUCUGGAUACAGCUGGCCAAGAGGAGUACAGUGCCAUGCGAGACCAAUACAUGAGGACAGGCGAAGGCUUCCUCUGCGUUUUUGCCAUCAACAAUAGCAAAUCCUUUGCAGAUAUUAACCUCUACAGGGAACAGAUUAAGCGAGUGAAAGAUUCAGAUGAUGUACCUAUGGUGCUGGUAGGAAACAAGUGUGACUUGCCAACAAGGACGGUUGACACAAAACAAGCCCAUGAACUGGCCAAGAGUUACGGGAUUCCGUUCAUUGAAACCUCAGCCAAGACCAGACAGGGUGUUGAAGAUGCCUUUUACACACUGGUAAGAGAAAUACGCCAGUACCGAAUGAAAAAGCUCAACAGCAGUGAUGAUGGAACUCAAGGUUGUAUGGGGUUGCCCUGUGUGGUGAUGUAACAAGCUAUUACAAAGUUCGAUCAUCAGAAAGAGCCACUUUCAAGCUGCACUGAUCCCCUGGUCCUGACUUUCCUGGAGGAGAAGUAUUCCCGUCGCUGUCUUCAUUCUCACAGAGAAGCUCCUGCUACUUGCCCAGCUCGGAGUAGAUCAGCACAAUAGUCUCCGUCUGAGAAGUUCUCAGCCUGACUACCUCCUCACUUGGUUGUCUGACCAGAGAAAUGCACCUGUUGUUAAUCUGCAGUGGUUCCUCCCCUAGUCCACACAAACACACCUCUGCCACCCAAGGUUUUUCAUCUAAAAAAAAAUUUAUGCUCUGAAGCAGAACCAAACUGUAGACAUAAAAUUCUGUUGGAAACAGUGUUGAGCUCUAAAAUAGCAACUGCUGGUGAUUUUCCUUCUUUUCACUGUUAAACUUGGAACUAUGUUAUUAGAGAAUUCUCAUAAAUUACUGUUUGCCCAGAAUAUAGUUUAUGUUGCUAUUUGGUUUGUGAUAUUAUUGGCUAUAUACUAUUAACUGGCAUCUGCUCUGUAUUCAUAAAUAACAAAAAUGAAUACUAACUUUUGAGUCUAGCCCAAUCUUCUGACUUCCAUGAAAUUAAAUCCAACUUUCACAUCAAAGUGCCUUUUUUCCUAAAAGUCAUUUUUAGAAUUCCUUUACAGUGUUUCAGUGGAAUAGAUGGCUCAAAACACAUAAUUGUACAUGAAAAUUAAUGUCUAAGAUAUGUCUGUGAACUAUUUACUUACGAAAGAUAACCAUAUGAUAGCAGAUGCCACUUCUGAGGCCAUUUUCCAGGGCACUGUUUUUGGGUUCCCUCAUCUCCAAGAUGAACCUGGAAACAAUUACAAAUAAUUUCACUUAUUUUUUACCUAAUUGCUACUUUUUUGUAGGUUAUUGCCUACAAAAUGUGGUUUGUUUCUUCUAGUUUACUGAUAACCUAAUGUUGAAUGAACUUUCAUUUGUAUUCAAAUUUGGGUCAUGCCAGAAAGUCCUGUAUUCAUAGAUGUUCAAAUAUUGUAAAAGUGUGAUAUGGAAGUAGCUGUGAUGAAUGAUUUUUUAAACCUCAAAUAUAGUAUUUGAAUGACGCAUAUAAUUUUUCUCAGUUUUCUUCUUAACUCUCCCUCAGCCUCCUUUCUCCCCUGCAACAGGAAAUUGAAUAUUUCAGUUGAGUAAAGCAUGGUGCUGUUGACCAAGGUCAGUUUCAAAACUGGAAUGAGCCAUUUAAGCAUCACAAAGAGAAAUCCUUCCACACCUGCUCAUUGUACCAGAAACUCCUGCUAAGUAGCUUUGCCAGAUUCCUGAUGUUAUCUUGUAAGGAAACAAGAAAUAAGUUAGCCUGAGUCCUUUGCCAUGCCCAGAGAAAUGUGGUAGUCCAAGGCUGGUCAGUUUAGAAGUCUUUAUAAAUAAAGUGUUUAGACCCAAUGUUAGCCACAUGGAAAUUCUAGUCCAAUGUAUUUCCUCAUCUUGUUAAGACUGAGAAUGCCUCCAGUGGAUUUUUAAAAAAUUUGUUUCUGUACUCAUGAUGUUGUUUGACAUUAAAAUAGGAUUGAUGAUUUUAUCUGCUGAUCAUGAAAGCUGGUAAGAUUAUUCAGAGUAAAAAGUAGCUUUGGAUUGAAAGUGCUAUUUGAGAAAGGAAUGAAAAAUACAUUAAUUGUUGUGAGAAUCCUGAGGUAUGGCAUUUCUCUUAGCAGAUAAGAUGCUGGUAAUUCUAGUGAAAAACAGACUUGGAUGACUUUUGAUGAAAGACUAAUUCCAAAAUGGCCACUUUCAGAAACUGCUUCUCCCGUUCUUUGAGAGCAUUGCUCUGGGAUUUUCCUGACCAGAGAGAGGCUAAGUGUGUGACUGCUGGAUAACUCCUUCUAAAACAAAAUCUGUCAAAUUUAAUGUCAAAUUACUGACAAAGAUGGUUACCCAUUCAGGCCCUUGUAUGUAUGUACCUUUUACAGCUUUCUCAACUAUGUUCUAAGCACAGAAGUCUCAAAAAGGAGCCAAAAUUCAGAGACUGAAGAUGUUCUUCCAGUAGCUUCCUAAGAAGUUAUACCUAUGUGUGAAUUUUGGCACAAUAGAGUGACAGAGUUAAAAGCUAAAUAAUUAGUGUGAAAUAAAAUGUGGUCUUUAGAUGAUGUUUGUGAUUGCUGAAAAGAAUUCUAAUUUACCUCAAAAAUCUCACUCACUUCCCCCAAGUUAAGUGCCUCACCAGCUACCCUAAAUUACAUAUUCCUCUAUGGUGUUUGUCUUUUUCUUAAAGGUUACACCUUUAGAAGUGUGAAAAGAGGAUAUUCUAUCUGAAGGCUGCCGUGCCUGAUCUGUAAAUGAAUCCGUUAAAUGCUGUCUUUGCUCCAGCGGCUUACUAUAGAGUUUUAACUUGGUAACACAAAAUCAGACUUACUACAAUUUUCGCUUUAGGGUUAUAACAAAUAAAAUUAAUCAGUUUUAUUUUAGUGGAUGCCACAUUUAGUAUUUCAUCGUCCUUUAAACUGCUGUGAAUUUUUUUUUUUUGUCAUGACUUGAAAGCCAAGAUAGACCAAAACUUUCAAGAGAGAUUAAUUUUUCCCAUUCCAGAAUUUGUGAACAUUAGCAGUUUGCUUCAUAUUUACGGUCAUGAACUCUUAAGCUGGCAGCUACAUCCAAGAACCAAAACAUGGUGCAUCUGCUUCUUAUAAUUCAUCUCUGCUACUAAGUUAUAAGAAGCAGUAAUAAUUAAUUAGGGAAAACACAGAAAAGGGGACUGUAACGGUUGUACAUUAUUUUUCAUCUAUGCUAUUUCUUUAAACAGUUUAAUGUGCCACACAAAUUUUUUAAGGUGUUUUCUAUAAGAAUUGUUAAAAUGUUCUGAUUAUCAAAGUAGUUAUAGCUGUAUUUCAAAAUGUAAUUGAUUUGAAAAGCUCAAGUACUGACCUAAAGCGCAUGUGUGAACCCUACUCUGAAGAGAAGGGAUGGAUGUCAGUGGAAGUUGAAUGGAAUUUGUAUUUGUCAUCAUAUAUGGGUAAAUGGGUAAAAGCAUCAAUUGUGUAAUUCUGCUGUUUAAAAUGGGAACUGUUGGCCUCCUUGGCCCUAAAUGAAAGGGUUAUUUUAGGCUGGUUAUUUUAUUGUAAAUUAAGCUAUCCUAAUUUUCUUAAGUUUGAUUGAAUGUUUUUCUUGUUAAAUAGUGCUUAAAAAAAUAAAAACUGGAAGUUC